AUGUGCGCUUUCUCGAUCAUGGUGUAUGAAAGAGCGUCCAUGAACCAAAUCACUGUGGAUCACUUGGUUGCUUUGUUGGCUAAGAAGGUUUUUGAUAAGGACAGAAGCGGCAGAAUCGAUACAAACGAGCUGAGAGAUGCACUCUUGAAACUUGGGUUUUCGGUGUCUCCUGUGAUUUUGGAUCUGCUCAUUGAAAAGUUUGACAGAAGCGGAGGAAGGGAUAGGGCUAUCGAAUAUGACAAUUUCAUUACUUCAAGGAGAUCGGAUAGGCGUUAUCAGGCUCAGCUACUUUCACUUACGAGACCUUCAUGCUCACUGUUCUACUGUUUCUCGUUGCUUGAGUGUGAUAGCUUCAUCGAACUCAUUUCUUUUACGUUGCAAUAUGUGCAAACUUUUUAUCUUACUUGA
Eutrema salsugineum is the source of this 408-nucleotide messenger RNA. RefSeq names its product peflin-like. Gene Ontology annotation, molecular function: calcium ion binding. The transcript has 3 exons. Bases 1 to 408 code for a protein of 135 amino acids. The record is from RefSeq and is a predicted model, not a curated record. NCBI's taxonomy places the organism in Eukaryota, Viridiplantae, Streptophyta, Magnoliopsida, Brassicales, Brassicaceae.